This is a messenger RNA of Episyrphus balteatus (marmalade hoverfly), 3519 nucleotides long. RefSeq names its product DNA replication ATP-dependent helicase/nuclease DNA2 (gene Dna2). Bases 86 to 3403 code for a protein of 1105 amino acids. The record is from RefSeq and is a predicted model, not a curated record. The transcript is spliced from 4 exons. Gene Ontology annotation, biological process: replication fork reversal. Gene Ontology annotation, cellular component: cytoplasm. Gene Ontology annotation, molecular function: single-stranded DNA helicase activity; 5'-flap endonuclease activity. Lineage: Eukaryota; Metazoa; Arthropoda; Insecta; Diptera; Syrphidae.
AACAAAUAUAAAUAUUUUCCGUUUCCCGCCUUGUUUAUAAUCACGUUUAUUAAUUUAUUUAUUUAAAAACAUAUCGAAAUAAUCAAUGGCAAAUUACGAAAAUAAAAGAUUAUUAUCCUGCCUCGAAAACUCACCCACCAAAAUGCAACAAUUGUCUAAAAAACAACGAACAGAAACUGAUGGUACAAAUGACAACAACAAUCCCUCCGAAACCAUAACCGAAAACUACGAUUUCCUUCUCGAUGAUGAUGAUGACUUCGACAUUCCUGACGAUUAUAAACAAGAACAACCCAAACUAAAUCUAAACAAUUGGUGCCGAUGUAUAGUAAAAGAUAUUGAAAGAGAGAAAAAGACAUAUCAAUUAAUUUUAAGGCUUCACGGAGAAGACAAUCCAUCGAUAGAAACUGAACUUCGUCUCCAAGGACCAUGGUGUAGAACUAGAGUCAAAACGAAAGAUCUUGUCUCUGUUCAAGCUAUUUGGGAUGAUACCCAUCAAUGCUUCAAAGUUGACAAAGACAAUGGAUUCAUUAUAACCAAUCCGGAUUUCCUUAUUUCUGGAACUUCCGUUGUCGGAGCUUUGUUCUGCCAACGGAAAGGUGUUCUUCAAGAUCGCUUUCGUGGUUUAGAAGGAAAUAAUAAAAUUAUGUUCAUUGGCUCCCUGGUCCAUGAAAUUCUUCAAACCGUCCUGGCAAAAUCCUUGCAAACUCGCAAAGACAUUGAAAAUGUUGCCAAGGAAAUUCUGGAAUCCAAACAAACCAUGUACACUUUGUAUGACUGCAAGAUGAAUCGCCAGGAGGCAUUCAUAGAAGUCCAGAAAUUCACCGAGAACAUUUUCAAUUUUGUUCAACAAUAUGUCACCGGAAAACAACCGGAAAUGCUUCCAGCAGGUAUGUUCAAGGAAAAAAUCGACCAAAUAAAAGAUAUCGAAGAGAAUCUAUGGAUUCCCCAGUUGGGAUUGAAAGGAAAAGUCGAUGUUUCUGUAAAGAUUCAUCGGAGUUCCUCCAGAAAUGUCCUUCCACUUGAAUUAAAAACUGGCAGGGCAUCAUUCUCCCUCGAACAUAAGGGUCAAUUGAUUCUUUAUCAAAUGAUGCUUACUGCUGCUGGACAGGAAACGGACUCCGGGCUCCUUCUUUACCUGCGGGAAGGAAUCAUGAAAGAAAUUCAUGGAACUCGUAAUGAAAAGAGAGAUCUCAUAGUUCUACGUAAUGAACUUAGUUAUUUUCUAACCCGUUACUUUGAUGCUUCGAAAGAUAAAAUCCAAGAGUACCUAGCUCUGCCUGAGAAGAAAUUCGAACCAUUUGAAUUACCAGAGCCGGUAUCGCAUCCAACUGCUUGUUCCAAUUGUGCCUAUGCUACUAUCUGUAGUUCAUUUGGAAAAGUUGAUCCUAGUUUUGAUCUUUCUGAGACACAUCCACUUAGGAAUGUAUCGGAAGCAACCACAUACCAUCUCACAGAUGAUGAUUUGAGUUACUUCACAAAGUGGUGUGGUCUUUUGUCUUUGGAAGAACAAGAAGCAAAGAAGUCCAAUUAUCUGAGAAGCAUUUGGAAAGAUUCACCAAAAACAAGAGAGAAGAAUGGGAGAGCUGUAACUGAAUUAUCUUUAAAAAGUGUGGAAGCACUGCAUGAAGGAAGGUAUCAACAUUGUUUUCAUUUGAAAGACAACCACGAUAUUGACAUCACAACUGUGGAGAUAUCCCUUGGCGAGUAUGUGAUUGUUAGCUCAACGAAGCGUGUAUCCAUAGCUUCAGGAUUUGUUUAUGAUAUCUCCCAACGGACAAUAACCAUCAAUUUAGAAAGAAAUCUAGAAAACAACUACAAAAACCAGACAUUCAUUGUAGACAAGCAUGAAUCCCAGUCAGAACAAAUCUUCAAUUACACAAAUUUAGGAGUUCUCCUGGACAAUUCUGACAAUAGUAAUCAGUUACGUUCCAUAAUAAUUCAACGGGCACAACCAACUUUUACAAAACAAAUCUCAGGAAAUGUUUUAUCCGAAACCGGAUUAAAACUUCUAGGAUCCUUGAAUAGCAUUCAAAGGAAAGCUGCAAUGGCAGCUCUAACUACAGAUAGUUUUAUGCUCAUUAAAGGUCUACCAGGAACUGGUAAGACACAAACUCUUGUUGGAAUUGUUCGUCUUUUAAAUCUCAUUGGGAAGACUAUGAUCAUUACAAGUCAUACCCAUUCUGCAGUGGAUAAUUUACUCCUACGUUUGAAAGAAUUCAAGGACUUGAAGAUAAUCCGACUUGGAUCAGAUUCAAGAGUACAUCCGGAUUUGAGAGAAUACUCUGAAAGAGUUCACACUGCAGAGUGUCGUAAUGAAGAUGACCUGGCCAAGGUUUAUUCUUCAUUUAACAUUGCAGCUGUAACGUGUCUUGGAGCUGGACACACAAUCUUCACCCAUCGCAAAUUCGACUAUUGUAUUGUAGAUGAGGCCACUCAGGUACUCCAGGCUACUGUUCUUCGUCCUUUGUUUUUCGCUUCGAAGUUUAUUUUGGUGGGAGAUCCUGAUCAAUUGCCACCACUUAUUCGAUCGAAGGAGGCUCGUGCAUUGGGAGCUGAUGAAAGUUUAUUUAAAAGACUCGAUUCCACGGAAGCUACCUCAGUUCUAUCGUUGCAGUAUCGCAUGAAUAAAACAAUCACUCGAUUAGCCAAUGAGUUGACUUAUAACGGCGAGUUGAAAUGUAACGAUGCAAAAGUCUCCAAUGGAGUUAUGAAAUUGGAGAAACCUAUAACUGGAUCAAAAUGGAAACAAAGAGCACUUCAGGGACAUAUUGAUCAAUCAGUUGUGUUCAUUGACACCUUAGAUUGCCUCGAGAGGACUAAUCGAUUUGCUAAUUUGCGGAGAAAUUCUGAUGAGGAAAACCUGACUGAUGAAGAUCGCACAAACAAUGCACAGAUAUUCAAAUACACAAACUAUUGCGAUGCAGGUGUUAUAUUUGAACUUGUCAAAGAGGUUCUUCAAACUGGUUUCGAUGGAAGUCGGAUAGGGAUUAUAGCUCCCUAUCGAGCACAGGUGGAUCUUUUGAAAAGAAUUGCUGGCAAAUAUAGUGAGACUUUUAAUGACCUUGGUUUUGCUAAUGUAGAAGUAAACACUGUUGAUCAGUAUCAGGGACGAGAUAAAGACGUUAUAUUGUAUUCAUGUACUCGAACUGGAUCGUCGGCAUGUAAAACCCUAGAGAAAAGUAAAGGGGUGGAGAUUCUUGAAGAUAAACGUCGUCUAACUGUGGCUAUUACUAGGUCAAAACAUAAACUUAUUAUUGUUGGUGAUUCUGCUUGUCUAAAGCAGUACACUCCAUUCAAUGAGUUGUUGGGGAAGAUUCCUAGUUCGUGUAAGUUGGUAUUGGAAGAUGGAAGAAAUGGAUUUAGUUGGGAAAGCGUUUUAGCUGGGAUUAAACAAGUGAUGUGAUUACUGCCGAAAUAGGGUUUUAAGUUUAUUUAUAUGGAAUUUUUUUUGCAAAAUUGUUUAGUUUUAAGGACUUUUAUGUCUUCAGUUUUUUAAGGAAGAAUGUCUAUUGUGUUUUG